Molecule: messenger RNA, 1542 nt
Organism: Exophiala bonariae
Lineage: Eukaryota; Fungi; Ascomycota; Eurotiomycetes; Chaetothyriales; Herpotrichiellaceae
Exons: 2
Coding region: 1-1542 (513 amino acids)
Biological process (GO): spliceosomal complex disassembly
Cellular component (GO): U2-type post-mRNA release spliceosomal complex
Source: RefSeq, a predicted model, not a curated record
AUGGCGACUCUCUUCUCAGCCCGUAGAAAGCCUAAGCGCAUAGCCCGCGACGAUCCAGAGCCGGAGCCUGCUGAUGGAGAACAAGACCAAGACACUGGACCAGUGGUACGACGACCUACAAGCAAUGCGCCCAAAACAAAAUCCAAACUGCGUGUAUCCUUCAAUCCCGGGGAUGGCGAAGGAGAUGUGGAUGUAGGUGGAGGGCAGAAUAGAUCUCAACCCUCUCAUACCAGUACCAGCGGCGAAGCCAUAGCGAAAGACCCCUCGACACUAUCGUCAAGAACAUCAAGGCUGGGCCUCUCCAGCGCAGCCCAAAAGUUACAAAACCGAGGAUCAGGAUUGGGUAAUCGAGACACCACCACCGGAUCAAUAGACGACGAGGCACAAAACCACGACAGACCUACAUACAGCAAAGCGUAUCUAGACGAACUGCGAAACUCGACACCAUCCACCCCGCGCGAUCUAUCUUCAAGAAACAGCCCAGGACUGGAUCUAGUGGAGACAUCAAACGGUGCAUCCGACCCAAGCAACCAAGACCUCGACCUUGCCAGCAAAUUCGGCAUCUCAGCCCUCUCAUCCUCAAAAGGAUCAUCACGCAUCCCCACCGCGACCGAGAUCCGUGAGAAAAAGGAACGCCGCGCACGGCUCGCGCAGGAAGAACUCGCCAACGCCAGCGCCAAAUCCACCUCCAGACAUAACAACCAAGAAGAAGACUUCAUCCCGCUGGAAGCGUACGACUCCGACGGCGAAUUCAAGCCGCGCGCGCUGCAAGUCGGGUCCUACCUAGCCCCAUCGGGCCCAGAGAAAGACACACGUCUGGUCCGCGACGACGAAGACAUAGCCGAAGGUUUCGAGUCGUUCGUCGAAGACUCCGGACGCGUCACACUGUCCAAGAAAGCCCUCAAGGCACAAUCGAGACUCGAUCGCGAGGCAGUGCGCAGCCUGAUCAACGAAGCCGAAGGCGCAGGCUCCAACAACGACGGCUCCGACGAUUCCGACGCCGGCGGCGGUGGCUCCAACGGCUCAGACAGCGACUAUGCCCGGCACCAAGCGUACGAGACGGCGCAGACGCAUCGGGGCAUGGACGGGCUGUCGGCACACCACGCACACACGCGGAUAGCGUCGCGGCCGCGCCAGCCGCGCGAGACGACGGCGAUCCCGAAGCUGAGCGUCGGACUGGCGGGUCUGCGCGACCUCGCGGCGAAGCUGGAGUACGAGCGUGCGCGUAUCGAGAAGCGCCGCGCGGACAUACGGCGUGAGAGAGCGGAGAUUGUGGAGAGCCAGGCGCAUAUACAGACGAGUCUAGAGGAGGCGGGCAGUGAGUUGGAGCGCAUUACUCUGUUGCAUCGGCAGACACAGCAGCAGCAGCAGCAGCAGCAAGAGGGGAACGAGGGGCUGUUAAAUGGAGGAGACGUAGGUUCGAACCAGAAUAUGUCGGUAGCGAGAGGGGGGAAUGGACUAAGCAAUGGCCUCGGGGGGCAGAAUGCGGCCCAGCAGAGAGGAUUAGAGUCGUUUGGUAACACGAUCGGGCAUCCUACAUAG